Molecule: messenger RNA, 4524 nt
Organism: Puntigrus tetrazona (Sumatra barb)
Lineage: Eukaryota; Metazoa; Chordata; Actinopteri; Cypriniformes; Cyprinidae
Gene: tmem259
Product: transmembrane protein 259
Exons: 11
Coding region: 815-2872 (685 amino acids)
Biological process (GO): response to endoplasmic reticulum stress; positive regulation of ERAD pathway
Cellular component (GO): endoplasmic reticulum
Source: RefSeq, a predicted model, not a curated record
CUGGUUAAAAGCUUCUUUGCUGCUACUCCCAAGUCCGCUCCAGUUAAUGGUGUGUAAACAGAUGGUCUGUAAGACAGGCUGCAGUCACUGCUAUCGGGUGGUUUUGGCGGGAUAUCAUCAAGUAUUUGAGGCCUUAUUUAAUCGGACGUUGUCAGCAUUGUAGAUGGAGGCGUUUGUUUAAACGUAAACCGAACAUACGGGUUCCUCAGGGGAAGCUCGGCUAACUUGUUAGCUUAGAUCUGUUAGCAGACGUGCUGUGUGACAUUCCAGCUUUUUUCUUUUUAAACUCUCGGUUACAACGCCUGAGACAUUUUACUCCCACACCCGAGUGAAUAUGGUGCGGUUAGCUGGUGUUUGCGGCAAAAAAUGCGCUAGUUAGCAAGUUUAGCUAACGUAAGUUGUUGAAGUGACAGUGUAUGCAGGAGGCCCGAGUCACAUCUGCCGGACAUAUUUAGUCUAAAACACAUUUUAGCAGACUGAGAUGACACCCUCGUCUCACAGCACAUAAACUACACGGUUAGCAGCUGUGUCAAAGUCUCUAAAGCUUUAGUGGCUCGCUAGCUCGCCAGGCUAGGCUAUGACAUGGUAGGAGUGGAAGAAACCUUGCCCACCGACACCCUUACAAAAUUCAGCAUCUGUCGGGGGCUUUUUUUGUGGUGAUAUCCGAAGCUCAGUCCGGUUUUGGAGAAGCAGGAUCAUCAUCGGCGUGUGCUGAUGUUGUGUGACUGGCCUGCUCAUCUGGAUCUGCGCACAUUGCUCUCUGCUUGACCUCAGCUGGUCUUUCUCCUGAUCAAGUUACUGAACAACGACCGCUAUGUCUGACAACCAAGGCAAUGUGAACAACAACGUCCCACUGAACAACAACAAUAACGGUGGGCCGAACCGGAUCCGGAACCCCGCAAUGAACCAGAACCCCCUGAUCAACGUGAGAGACAGACUCUUCCACGCCUUGUUCUUUAAGAUGGCAGUCACUUACGCCAGACUGUUCCCACCGUCCUUCAGACGAAUAUUCGAGUUCCUCGUCUUGUUAAAGGCAUUGUUUAUGCUCUUCAUCCUGGCCUACAUCCACAUCGCUUUCUCACGCUCUCCGAUCAACUGCCUGGAACAUGUGCGGGAGAAAUGGCCCCGCGACGGCAUCCUGCGCGUGGAGAUCCAGCGCAACUCCAGCCGCGCACCCAUCUUCCUGCAGUUCUCUGAGACGGAGGGAAUCCAGGGCCUCGUGAAAGAACCAGAGGAUGGGAGUGAAACCAGAGAGCCGAUGGUGCCCACUGACGCUGAAGAGGAGGAAGAGAUGACCAUGGAGAUGUUUGACAACAGCACAGUACGGUUCGAGCUCGACAUCGAGCCGCGUCUGAAUCCGUCGAUGAGUGGCGGUGUCCCUGGCUCCAGCCUGAACGAAUCCCAGGAUCUGUCCUUCAGCCAGGCCCCCUCUAAAGGUAUGCAGCCGCUGAGGGAGACUGUCUCCGAGAUUGAGAUGCUAACUCGAGCAGUGUGGCCCCAAGAAGAGUAUAUUGUUGAAUAUUCGUUGGAGUAUGGUUUCCUACGGCUGUCCCAGGCCACACGGCAGCGACUCAACAUCCCUGUUAUGGUGGUGACCCUGGACCCCAUGAAGGAUCAGUGUUUUGGAGAUGGUUUCAGUCGCUUCCUCCUGGACGAAUGCCUGGGUUAUGAUGAUAUCCUGAUGUCCAGCGUGAAGGCUUUAGCAGAGAAUGAGGAAAACAAAGGGUUUCUGAGGAACGUGGUUUCUGGAGAACACUACCGCUUCGUCAGUAUGUGGAUGGCUCGCACCUCCUACCUAGCAGCCUUUGUUAUCAUGGUUAUCUUUACUCUAUCCGUGUCCAUGCUGCUGCGGUACUCGCACCACCAGAUUUUUGUAUUUAUAGUGGACCUUCUCCAGAUGUUGGAGAUGAAUAUGACCAUUGCCUUCCCUGCUGCCCCCCUCCUCACUGUCAUCCUGGCUUUAGUGGGGAUGGAAGCCAUCAUGUCUGAGUUUUUCAAUGACACAACCACUGCCUUCUACAUCAUCCUCAUUGUAUGGUUGGCAGACCAAUAUGACGCCAUCUGCUGCCACACCAAUACGAGCAAGCGCCACUGGCUGAGAUUCUUUUAUCUGUAUCACUUUGCCUUCUAUGCGUAUCAUUACCGAUUUAACGGCCAGUACAGCAGUCUUGCUCUGGUCACUUCCUGGCUCUUCAUUCAGCACUCGAUGAUCUAUUUUUUUCACCACUACGAGCUUCCGGCCAUCCUGCAGCAGAUUCGGAUCCAGGAGAUGCUGCUUCAAAAUCAGCAGGUGGGUCAAGGAAACCAGACCGCAUUGCAGGACAAUCUCAACAACAACACUAGCAGUGCUGCACCCGCCGGUCAGGCUAACGCAGGCGCUAAUGCAAACCCUAGCGGCCAGGACCGGCAAGCCGCUCCCGACCAACCCCAACUGGAAACUCACAACGGCUUGGUGGUCAAUACCGGUCUGUCCGGCGAACCGUCAAACUCCGAUCUCGACUGGAUGGCCGAGAUCGCCAUCGGACCGGACAUCCUGUCAGUUCCACACUUGGGCGACUCUCUUUUGGAGCCGGGAAGGAGCCAGGAGCCGGAGCCGUCGAGUGCAGGGGCAUCAGAGCAGCGUGCUUCGAGCACAGCGGGAGAGAACCAAGCCGGAAACAUUAACUCAGCCGGUGCUCCGGCGGCAUGGGGUUGCGCUCAGGGUCUGGGGCCUCCUGGUGGUGGAGGAGGGCAAACAGAAUCGGAAACGUCCUCCCAGGUGAACUCAAACACAGACUGCAGAGUUGCAGAAACGUUUAAAAGCGCCACGGACUGGGACGACAAGACGGAGAACAAAAGCGAGAGCUCGGACUCGCACUCUGCCCCGGCUUGAGUCACACACCCCCAUUCUGAAUGAAUGAAUCCACGCUCUACAGUCACCACCCCUCUCUGUAAAUUUAUUCCAGAAGGCAUCAAGAGGAGAAGCUGUGAUGGAGCUUUAUGUAAUUACAUCCUGGAAACCUCCAACGCGAACAUGAGGAGGGCCGAAGCAGACUUCCGCCACCUAGUCAUGUUCUUAAGAGCAAAUUCGUAUUGAAUGGUCCAAAUGAUGCCACGUGUGGGGGUGUGAUCUUUUAUAUGUGAUUUCUUUUUUUCUUUUUUUUUUUAUGAUUGAAACUUUUAAUACAGGGAGUAUUCAGUUUAAAAAGUGAUGUAUCGCUCGAUAACGGUACUUUUGGUUUCUCCUGAAUAUGGAGUUGCAGGUAUCAGUGGGCCAUGCAGGCAUCAUCAGGCAUCGUCUUAUUUCGAAUCUGAAUACAAGUCGCACUUUGCACAUCUCGUGCAAGGACUGUUUCGGCUUUCUUUCCAUUCCUCUAAUGAUAUUACAUUAAUGCUGCCUACUUGAAGCAGUGAAAAUUAAGAGCCCCGCUAAAAUGAUGUUUAGGCCUCUACUACCUUGUUCACUACAGCAAGCCGCCAAAAAUGUUGCUUACGCGAUAUUAAAUCCUGCUUGUGGCCGUUGCAUUCAGAUAUGGUGUUGUCCUGGGAAUGGAGCAGCUUGACUCCUGAAUCCAAUGCUAUUGGUGGUCAGAGUGCUUUGUUGUAGUUUAUUGGUCAAAAGAAGUGGAACGGCACGCUCGGAAUAAGUCCUCCUUGCACACGAUACUCUUGUCUAAAUCAUGGGGUCACAUCUGUGCUGUGUAGUCCUCAAGAGACGUUUGUUUUUGUGGUUAGUUUAGUCGGACAUUGUCUUUUGCACAGACUCAUCAGCGAGUCGUCGGAUUUUCUUCAGGUCAAGUCUGGCUUCGAGAGAGUCGGUGUAUAGAUUAUUGCCUUACGCUUCUAAAACCGAACUUUAACCUUGUAUUUCCGUCUUUGGCCAAGUACAUCGGGGUCGAUAGCCUUACCGGAGGCUUCAAAGCCAAUAGAGAAAAUAUCAACCGAAGCAAGAAUGAACAUGUAGUUGCUUUAGCAGAAAAAAAUUUCGAAACGGCAGUAAAGGUCAGACCGUACCCAUUUCACGUAAAGCUGAAGUCACUGAUCCAGAAGUCCGUUGUCUUUUCAUAUUCUGCUUCUGUACAGGUUUCUCCACAUGUUUGACUUUGGCUGUUUCAAACGAUCUUCGUGACCAUGUGUAAAAACGUCACUAAACGCACCGCAAACUAAGAGAACAAAGGAAACCGUUGGAUGGGGAUGGUCAUUUAAAGGCUAUGCAACAAUAUGGCAAGUAAAAGCCAGGCUCUGGAUUUUUUUUUUUUUUUUUUUCAAAUUGUGCAAUAUUUUCUAAGGCUCAGAUCCAUAAAGGAUAAUAGGUCUGAAAGAGUGAUUUAUGAUCGGUUCCUCAAUAUUAAUUUUUUUUUUUUUCUGUGCCUAUUUGCCAUUGUCAGAGGAAACGGAUGAUUGUAGUGUUUAGAUGCAUUGUGUAGGAUGUCUAGACAGGAACUGAAACAAAUUAUUCUCAGUUCUGUGAUUCUGUCAUUCAAAUGUAUUUAACUGUAAUGUUUAAAAACUGCAUAAAGAGAUGAAAUUAAUUUCCACUUGGAA